Plasmodium vinckei vinckei is the source of this 582-nucleotide messenger RNA. Its product is annotated as rRNA-processing protein FCF1, putative. The record is from RefSeq and is a predicted model, not a curated record. The transcript is spliced from 2 exons. Bases 1 to 582 code for a protein of 193 amino acids. NCBI's taxonomy places the organism in Eukaryota, Apicomplexa, Aconoidasida, Haemosporida, Plasmodiidae. Gene Ontology annotation, cellular component: nucleolus; small-subunit processome.
AUGGGGAAGUUUAAAAAAACACAAAAAAUUUUAAAAUUAAAAAGGGUGAUAAACCCAAAUGAUAAUAGAUUAAAAAAAACAAAUGAUAAAGUAAUAAAAAAAAAUGAUAAAAAAAAUGAAGGAAAAGUUAAACAAAUAGUUCCGAUUGAUAGUAAUUUAUUUUUUAAUUAUAACGAGAAUUUAUGUCCACCAUAUAAUAUAAUAUUAGAUACAAAUUUUAUAAAUUCAAGUAUACAAUAUAAAAUUGAUAUAAUUAAAGGAUGUUCAGAAUUAUUAUUAGCAAAAUGUAAUAUUUAUGUAACAGAUUGUGUUGUUGCAGAAAUGGAAAAGUUAGGACAACGUUAUUCCCUUGCUUUAAAACUACUCAAAGAUCCGAGAUAUAAUAGACUAACAUGCACACACAAAGGGACAUAUGCUGAUGAUUGUAUAGUCAAUCGGGUUACUGAAAGUCGAUGUUAUAUAAUUGCAACUAAUGAUAGAGAUUUAAAAAUACGAUUAAGAAAAAUCCCAGGAGUUCCAAUCUUAUAUGCAAAAAAUUUCAAAUAUAAAAUUGAAAGACUUCCAGACAAUAUUAUGAUAUAA